AACAUUUUCAUUACCAGAAUUACUUCCUAGUCAAAGAACACUCCUUUCUCUAUCUUCUUCAACAUUUUGUUCUCAUUUUCCCAAGAUCCCUUCGAUUUGUUGUCUGAAAUCACUAUGUGUUUCUGAUAAAACAAUUCACUGGUUCAGUGACACCGGAUUCUCAUCUGGAUUAGAGAAUUUUCCACUUGUAGGAACGAAUAUGGAGGUGAUUCAUUCUUGGUCUGCUCCAAGGUCCUUGAGUACAAGCCUAAUGUACUCUUUUUCACAGAGGGAUGAUAUUGAAGUGCUUGAUGAGCCUCUCUAUGCAAAUUUCCUUAAAAUCAGUGGUUUUAACAGACCAUAUAGAGAACAACUACUUGCCGAAAUGGAAUCUGAUGGAAAUAAGGUUGUGAACGACAUAAUUUAUGGUACGGGAAACAAAAAGUAUAGAUUCUGUAAGCAUAUAUCAAAACAAAGGGUGCUUGGGUUGCCGGAAGAUUUAUUGAAGAAAGGAAAACACUUCAUUCUCAUAAGAAAUCCUCUUGACAUACUGCCAUCCUUUGACAAGGUUGUGCCCCCAUCUUUCUUUGAGUUGGGUUUGUUGGAGCUUGUUCAUAUAUACAAUGAACUCUCUGAGAGUGGAAAACCGCCGCCGGUUAUUGAUGCUGAAGAACUUCAAAAAGAUCCUGAGGCUACUUUACGGUGUCUUUGUGAUGAUUUGGAGAUUCCUUUUCAACCUUCAAUGCUCAGUUGGGAAGCAGGUCCAAAACCAAUAGAUGGCUUAUGGGCUCCUUGGUGGUAUAACACGGUACACAAAUCUACUGGUUUUAAGGAACAAAAGAAGUAUCCUAAGCCAUUUCCCUUUGCUCUCUAUGAUUUAUUGGAGCAAAGUCUACCUCUUUACAACAUACUUCGGCGCCAUGUAAGGAAGAAGUCAUCUCUUCUGAGCUCUCCUUUACCUCCUCCGGCCCUUCCGGUUCCCGCAAAUGAGAAACUGCUUGCUUGGGUCGGUGAUGAGAUUGUAACACGCGAGAAUGCCAGGGUUUCAGUGUUUGAUUCCGUUGCCCAAGGAGGCGACUCCGUUUGGGAGGGUCUUCGAGUGUAUAACAAAAAGAUAUUUAAACUUGAGGAACAUCUGGACAGGAUGUUCGAUUCAGCUAAAGCUCUGGCUUUUGAAAAUGUUCCAACUCGAAAUGAGAUUAAGGAAGCUAUUUUCAAGACCCUAAUUAGGAAUGGGAUGUUUGACAAUGCCCACAUACGACUUUCUCUAACACGAGGAAAAAAGGUUACUUCUGGGAUGAGUCCGGCAUUAAAUCUGUAUGGAUGCACAUUAAUUGUGCUUGCCGAAUGGAAGCCCCCUGUUUAUGAUAAUGAGCACGGUAUAGUUCUUGUAACUGCCACAACACGCCGUAACUCACCAAAUAAUUUGGAUUCAAAGAUACACCACAACAAUCUCCUGAACAACAUACUUGCAAAGGUUGAAAGCAAUAAUGCAAAAGCAGAUGACGCAAUCAUGCUGGACAAAGAUGGUUUUGUAUCCGAAACCAAUGCAACAAACAUCUUCAUAGUUAAGAAAGGCCGUGUUUUGACACCACAUGCUGAUUACUGUCUUCCUGGCAUUACUAGAGCAACUGUUAUGGAUCUUGUGGUGAAGGAGCAGUUUAUUUUAGAAGAGCGGAGAAUCAGCCUAUCAGAAGUGCAUACUGCAGAUGAGGUAUGGACAACAGGUACAAUGGGAGAACUAAGUCCAGUUGUGAAGGUUGAUGGACGCACAAUUGGUGAUGGAAAAGUAGGGCCAGUAACAAAAAAAUUGCAAGCUAGUUUUAAAAAAUUGACUGAAGAGUCCGGUGUACCAAUACAGGACUACCUCGAUAAUUGAAAGUUUGAACGCGGAAGUUAGUGAAAAUGGCUGUCGUGCCACUACUACCAAUCUUGGCAUUGCUUUUUUUCAAUCGAAAAUAAAAAUGUGUAUUACUUCAUCUUCUACCUAUCGGUUCUAGAUAAAUAAUGCAUAAAAUUAUGAGUUUACAAUGCAAUAUGAAACAGUAUCUCCAUUUUUAUCAAUUUUGUACUGGUGUGCACUAAUAGUAAUACAGAAGACUUCCUAUCUUUGUAGU
This is a messenger RNA of Vicia villosa (hairy vetch), 2096 nucleotides long. Its product is annotated as branched-chain-amino-acid aminotransferase-like protein 2. Gene Ontology annotation, molecular function: catalytic activity. Gene Ontology annotation, biological process: carboxylic acid metabolic process. The transcript has 21 exons. The record is from RefSeq and is a predicted model, not a curated record. NCBI's taxonomy places the organism in Eukaryota, Viridiplantae, Streptophyta, Magnoliopsida, Fabales, Fabaceae. Bases 200 to 1858 code for a protein of 552 amino acids.